This is a messenger RNA of Colossoma macropomum (tambaqui), 866 nucleotides long. Its product is annotated as PTB domain-containing engulfment adapter protein 1-like. The transcript is spliced from 9 exons. NCBI's taxonomy places the organism in Eukaryota, Metazoa, Chordata, Actinopteri, Characiformes, Serrasalmidae. The record is from RefSeq and is a predicted model, not a curated record. The coding region runs from base 132 to 728 and encodes 198 amino acids.
GGAUCAUAAAUGAUGGACUGCGUCACAGCAGAUGCAAUAAGGAAGAGCAGAGCGAGGGUUAGUCAUUAGACUUUAAACCUGAGAACUGAAGGUGCUUAGUUUCUAGGGAUUCACGUUGAAAAAGGCUGAAGAUGAGUGACAUUGAGGACGACACUGAGAUUUCCUUCUCUGUGAAAUUCCUGGACCGUGUGGAGGUGGUCCGUCCAGACGGGAUGGAGAUCCUGAUGGAGGCAGCAGCAGCUCUACAGAACCCCGACAGAGCAGUGAGUGAGAAGGUGAAGAAGAAGAAGACCAAAGUGCACCUGUUCCUCUCCAGGAGCGCCAUCGACAUCCUCGAGCAUAAAACGAAGUUCAUGCUCUAUACGUGCUCUCUCUCCUCCGUCUCGUUCUGUGCUGUUCAUCAGACGCAGCCUAAACUCUUCGGCUUCAUCGCUAAACACCCGGCAGUCGACACCUUCCACUGCUACAUCUUCCAGAGCAGGAAGUUUUCCCACCUGAUGGUGUCAGUGAUUGGAGACGCGUUUCGUGCAAGUCGGCAGAGUACGAAUCUGAGAGGGAGUCGGGAUCUGGUGGUGGAGGCUCUCAGACACAAGAAUAAUGUCCUGCAGAGAGAAAACACUGAACUGAAGAGGAAACUGCAGGACAAACAUGGAGACGACUCUGACACAGAGCAGACCAACUCGCACGUGAGAUUCAGCUCCGGUGGGGGUUUCCUGAGGAACACCUAAGAGAGAGAGCAGGAACGAAACUUCAAUAUGAAUAUUUAAUACUAAUACUGAUACACAUACUAAUAGUAAUACUGAUACUUUUUCAUAAUAAUGGUAGAAUCUGUUUUGCUGCUAAAUAAAUAUUUGCUGUUGUAUUGC